Messenger RNA from Ixodes scapularis (black-legged tick), 2247 nucleotides. Its product is annotated as hemicentin-1. The coding region runs from base 1 to 2247 and encodes 748 amino acids. The transcript has 12 exons. Lineage: Eukaryota; Metazoa; Arthropoda; Arachnida; Ixodida; Ixodidae. The record is from RefSeq and is a predicted model, not a curated record.
AUGACGAAGCGUCUCAGGCGUACUUGCAAAGAAGACGCACUCUAUUGUAAAAUGUUCUACCACCUCGGUGCUAUUAUCUUCAUCUCCAUCUCCAAGUUUACCAUCCCCGCCAAUGCACAACAGGCAGGAAGAACGUUUCGCUUGCAGCCUUUUUCGUUUCCGACGGAUGCAAUCGAGGGCAACAAAGUAUCUACAAUGUGUGCAACUGUUACGGGAGGCAUCUCCUCGGGAGUUGAGUUUACCUGGUUCAAAGACGGGAGAAAGCUGGUGCAAGACGACAGAAUUCGGGUUCGGUCCUAUCCCGACAUGUCGACCCUCGUCGUGGACCCCUUGACACAAAAGGACUCGGGAAACUACACAUGCGUGGGAAAACUGCGGAACCAGAAGGACUCCCACACUGAAAUGCUCCAUGUACUCGUCCCCGUAAAAUGGAUUCAUGAGCCUGCGGACGUAUCCUUGAAAGAAACAGGAAACUCAACGGUGAUUUGCGAAGCGACCGGCGUACCGAGACCAACUAUCAAGUGGACGAAGGAAGGAAUGGCUCUCAGUGCUCAAAGUCCCCGUCUGGUUUUUCUGAAGGCAACCAAAUCCGACGCAGGGAACUACCGAUGCACAGCUGACAACGGCUUACAAAACCCGCUUACCAAGCAGAUUCAAGUGACGGUGUUUGAAUUUCGACUGCAGCCUUUCCAUUUUCCGACGGACGCCGUGGAAGGAAAGACUGUGACGGUCACGUGCACGACGACCACGGCAGUCUCGGGCGUCGAAUACCGCUGGCUGAAGAACAACAAGCGGGUGUCGGAGAGCGCCAAGAUGAGGCUCAGAACGUUUCCGGAACUUUCCUCGUUAAUUGUCGGACCACUGGAGGCCUCCGACAGCGGGAACUACACGUGUCAGGCAACGUACAACGGAAAGAAAAACUCUUUUUCAGACACGUUAAAUGUUCUUGUUCUCCCAAGCUGGAUACAGGAGCCCGAGGACAUCAAGCUUAUGGAAGGAAGCAACCUGACUCUGCCAUGUCGAGCGAAAGGCAAACCACAACCAAAUGUGGUAAUCACGAAAGAAGGAAAAGACGCCGCCGCACUCUCAGACACACUGGACAUUAGCAAGUCAACCAAGCACCGUUCCGGUACCUACGUCUGCAAAGCGGAUAACGGCCUUGGUCAUCCGCUGCUCAAGCGAUUCCGCGUUAUCGUGUAUGGCGUUCUACGUCUCCAACCUUUCUACUUCCCAAGCAAAGUCGUGGAAGGAACUACAGUCACGGUCACCUGUACCACCACAAGUGGAAUAACAAACGUUCACUUCAGGUGGCUCAAAGACGGAAGGGAGGUGGUGGAUAAAGCCAAAGUGAAGAUUAUUCAACAUUCUCUACUUAGUACGUUGGUGAUCGGUCAAGUGGAUCGAGGGGACAGUGGAAAUUACACAUGCGUUGGAAACAUCGGAGAGAAGCUGGACAGCCACUCGGAAGUACUCAGCGUUCUCGCGCCCCCCGAAUGGGUGGUCGAACCGGAAGAUAUCAAGCUGCACCAGGGCGGUAACGGAACCGUUACAUGUGAAGCCACAGGAAAUCCGACGCCAACAGUGAAGUGGAGACUGGCAAGUCAGAACGGUGCUGCAAAAGAAACAAGCGCCUCUGGACGGAACCUGCUGCAACUCAUGAACGCGUCCAAGUUGGACGCAGGGACCUACGAAUGCAGUGCAGUCAAUGGGGUACCGGAAGACAUUUACAAACGUGUGGUUGUCUCAAUAUACGGAAAUGCACUGGUUGUGAAAGUUCAGCCGUUUUAUUUCCCGAAUGACUUGCUCGAGGGCUCGAGAGUCAGUGUGACCUGCUCGCUUCGCAAGGUUUCGAGCGACGCACGCUUCAAGUGGCUCAAGGAUGGCAAAGCACUCGACGGAAAUCGUUACAGGCGACUGUCCGUCAGGACAGAAGCGGACUUCUCAAUGGUUACUAUCGAGCCAACCAGGCAAGAAGAUAGCGGAAACUACACCUGCAUGGUGACAUCCAAAGGAAGGUCGGAUUCCUAUACGGCCGCACUUGUGGUGUAUGCCCAACCGCCACUUGUUCAAGGCAAAAGCGCGGGAACGCUGCAGCUCACGAAGACCAGCAAGCACGACGCUGGAAAUUACUCGUGCACGGCGACCAACGGGUUUGGCACGGCAAUCGAGAAGACCUUUCUCGUGAAGGUUUACGGUAAGAAACAUGCAUUCGACGAUGCAAUCAGCCAAUCUAAAAGUUCGCACUGA